AUGCGGAGCGUGUGGGGCAUGCUCGUCGAGGUGGAGCCGCGGGACCACCUCGGCUACUCUAACGACUACCGGCCCGACGUCUCGGUGGCGGGCGCCGGCCGCUCGCGCUCGCGCCUCGUCGGCGACGUCAAGUUCAAGGACUCGCUCUCCUCCAACCCGGAGGACCAGCGCGGCGCCGUCGGGGACGGCGACUUCAGGCCGAGCGACGGCGGCGGCUAUGUGGCGUACAAGAAGGCGGACUACGCGCACGCCCUCUCGCGCUCGGACACCGACGUGCAGAUGUACCUGUUUGAAACCUUCGGCGGGUGGUGCAACGCGGUCAAACGGCUGUUCUACCAGAUGAAGGACAAGGUGCGCAACAAGCUCUCGAAGCGGCAGCACGAGGACGAGGCGAGCUGGUCGACGCGGUCGUGGCUUUCGCUGCAGGCCCAGCGCAUGUCAGUCGCGCUGCAGCUCGCGGCGGCGGAAGAGAUUGCGACCGAGCUCAGGCUCGCCGCGGCGUCGGAGGACGCCGCCGUCGCCUAG
Messenger RNA from Emiliania huxleyi CCMP1516, 525 nucleotides. RefSeq lists its product as hypothetical. The record is from RefSeq and is a predicted model, not a curated record. The transcript has 2 exons. NCBI's taxonomy places the organism in Eukaryota, Haptophyta, Isochrysidales, Noelaerhabdaceae. Bases 1 to 525 code for a protein of 174 amino acids.